CCGUUUGGUUAAUUAUAUAAGCCAACUCAUAAUUUUGGUUUAUAUAUAUAUAUAAACAAGGCCAAUGGAUGGAUGCUAGGCUUGUUAUAAAUUUUCUUGUCAUGUAUGUAAUUAAUAAGACUCGAAAUUUUUGGAUCCAUAUAUUUUAGAAUAUAAGAAAAUAAUAAUAAUAAAAAAACUAGAAAGCUACAGUAUUUUUAUAGUCUGCCUUUUUCUUUCUCUUUGGUCUGGUGGAGUGGAGAUGAUGCUGCAUCAGAGUCUGGUGUUGUCUCUUCCCCUGCUCAUCAUCCACAAACCCGCUCUUCUUAUGAAGCUUCUAGCGGCGGCGGCGGUGGCAUUGGUGUAUCUGGCGGUAGUGAGCAAUGGUAGUGAGGAGGGACAAUGUAAUCAGAAUCCAACGUUAAAACAUAGGCCUCAUAGUGUAUCUAUUUUGGAAUUCGGAGCAGUUGGAGAUGGGAAAACAUUAAACACACUUGCUUUUCAGAAUGCUAUCUUUUAUCUCAAUUCUUUAGCUGAUAAGGGCGGCGCUCAGCUCUAUGUGCCGCCGGGAAAGUGGCUGACGGGAAGCUUUAAUCUUACAAGUCAUCUCACUGUUUUCUUGGCUAAAGGAGCAACCAUUCUUGGAUCUCAGGAUUCUUCAAAUUGGGGGAUUGCAGAUGCAUUGCCAUCAUAUGGGCGAGGCGUUGAACAUCCCGGUGGAAGGCAUCGGAGUUUAAUCAAUGGAUACAAGUUAACCGAUGUUGUCAUAACGGGAGACAAUGGAACAAUCGACGGACAGGGAUUGAUCUGGUGGAAUUGGUAUAAAUCUGGAAGUCUAAAUCUGAGCCGUCCUCAUCUUGUUGAACUUAUUGCUUCACAAGAUAUUGUAAUUUCAAACAUCACAUUCAUCAAUUCUCCGGCUUAUGCUCUCCAUCCCGUUUAUUGCAGCAAUGUGCAUAUUCACAAUAUUUCAGUUUAUGCACCUCCGGAAUCACCUUACACGGUUGGUAUCGUCCCAGAUUCAUCUUCUCAAGUGUGCAUAAAGAAUAUCAGUAUAAGCACUGGAUACGACGCAAUCGCACUAAAAUCCGGUUGGGACAAGUACGGCAUAGCCUACGGUAAACCCACGACCGACAUCCACAUAAAACAAGUAACCCUUCAAGCCUCCACGGGCUCCGGUCUGGCCCUCGGAAGCGAAAUGUCGGGCGGAAUUUCCUCCAUUCUGGUCGAACAAAUUCAACUCCUUAAUUCCUUUAUUGGAAUCGAGCUAAGAACAACUAAAGGCCGAGGUGGUUACAUAGAAAACAUCAUGAUCUCCGAUGUCGAGCUCACAAACGUUAAAACCGCAGUCAGUUUCUCCGGACAUAAGGGAAAACAUCCGGACGUUGAUUUCGAUCCGAACGCAAUUCCGGUCUUUGAUGGAAUAACGCUGAGAAAUGUGGUGGGUAAGAAGAUUAGUCGGGCAGGGAGCUUUAUAGGAAUUGAGGAAUCUCCUUUUACUUCGAUAUGUUUGUGGAAUGUUUCGUUGUCGGUUUUGACCGAGUUGGAUUCGUGGGUUUGUUCAGACGUGUCGGGUUCUUCUCGGUUGGUGAAACCGGAGCCUUGUGCCCAACUUUUGAAUUCGGAGUCGAGCUGUUAUUCUGAGGUGGAAUCUAAUGGACGGGCAGCUAUAUGAUAUUAGAGAUAAAGGUUUUGAUUCUUUUGGGAAUAAAGAAUAAUAAUGGUGGUGGAUGGAGGAAAAUACUAUAUAUAAGGUGGUUUGAAUUUGUAGUUGUGAGCAUUAAUUGUUUUCAAUUUUUACAUUUUUUUUUAUUUUGGGUGAAUUCCUUGUACAGUCUACAGCCUGAUUCUAUUGAUUCAUGUGUAAGGAAUUUUUGGUAAACAGU
This is a messenger RNA of Impatiens glandulifera, 1865 nucleotides long. RefSeq names its product probable polygalacturonase. Gene Ontology annotation, biological process: carbohydrate metabolic process. The transcript has 6 exons. The record is from RefSeq and is a predicted model, not a curated record. Lineage: Eukaryota; Viridiplantae; Streptophyta; Magnoliopsida; Ericales; Balsaminaceae. Bases 242 to 1654 code for a protein of 470 amino acids. Gene Ontology annotation, molecular function: polygalacturonase activity.